AUGGAAGAAGGUGAAGGUGCUCUUGCAGCUGAAGAUGCCGAGAAACGGAGCCCCAACGACUUCGCGCUUUGGAAGGCGUCGAAGCCGGGCGAACCGGCUUGGGAGAGUAAGUGGGGCCCUGGCCGUCCUGGUUGGCACAUUGAGUGCUCUGUCAUGGCCACAGACGUCAAUGGGGAGUACCUGGAUAUCCACGCUGGAGGUGAAGACCUCAAGUUUCCGCAUCACGACAACGAGAUGGCGCAAUCCGAAGCCUACCUGCAGCGAUCCCAGUGGGUGAACUAUUUCUGGCAUGCUGGCCAUUUGCACAUCGAAGGACUGAAGAUGUCAAAGUCCCUCAAGAACUUUAUCACGAUUCGCCAAGCUCUGGGGAUGCAUUCUCCCCGGCAGCUGCGGAUGAUGUUCCUCAUGCAG
Molecule: messenger RNA, 411 nt
Organism: Symbiodinium necroappetens
Lineage: Eukaryota; Dinophyceae; Suessiales; Symbiodiniaceae
Source: the annotation of a GenBank genome assembly